GUAUAAAUUGGAAGCUUAAGAUACAAUUGUUCUAUACUUAUAGUAGGUAGUUGAACUCAUCUUCAAGAAAACCCUCUCUCAAAUCUUGCAAAACCAAAUACUCAUCAUUAUCAAGAACAACACCCUCAUUUUCUCCUUUUAUGGCACCUAACAUGGAAACCAAUAUUGUUGGGACAAAUCAAACUAACAAAAAAGUCACUCAAAAUCCUCCAAAACUUCCCAUGGAUGGUCUACAAAGAACAAUAUCCGAUAUCUCAUUUGAACUUAGCAAAGAAGUAGUAAUAUCUGAUGAUAAUGAUAAUAAGAAGCUUCCUCCAAUUUCAGAAGUUGAAGAUGCCAAGUGUGAGUGUUGUGGCAUGUCUGAGGAAUGCACACCUAACUAUAUUAAGAGAGUUAGGGAGAAAUUUUCAGGGAAAUUGAUUUGUGGGUUGUGUUCUGAAGCAGUGAAGGAAGAGAUGGAGAAGAAUGGAGGCAAAAGAUUAGAAGAGGCUUUAAAUGAGCAUAUGAAUGCAUGUUCUAAGUUUAAUAGGUUUGAUAGGGCUUAUCCUGUGCUUUUUCAAGCUGAGGCCAUGAGAGAAAUCUUGAAAAAGAAUAGAGCUAAGUCUCUUAGCCCUAGAGAUCCUAUGGGUAAUGGUCCAAAGAAAGGUGGAAUUUCUAGGAGUUCAAGUUGUAUUCCGGCCAUUACCAAAGAUAUUGAUACUCGUAAAAUUGUUGACUGAGUUCAGCAAGUCAAGGAGAACGUUAAUUUGCUGAUACUAUUACCAGUAUUCGGUACUUGGUCAGAUGUUAAAAGUGAGAUUAUGAAUCGUGAUUCAUGAUUCACGAACCUCUCUCUAACUAGAAAUUUGAUAAGAGAAGUGCGAAAGGAUUGCAGGCUAGGAUCGUUUAUUAUAUUGUCAGUGAGUAUAACUUAUUUAAAUCUAAUUGUUCAUCACUUUAGUACGAACCUUCAGGUUACAUCCAUCAAAGGAAGCUCUCCUAUAGCUUUAGGAUUGUUAAUAUGGUAGAUCAACUCAGUUGGGGAGGCUGGUGCUACAUAGAAUAACGUAACUGCUUUUUCUACAGUGUUGUAUAAUCUUUCUAACCACUGGGAUUCUUGUAUGUACUUCUUAGUGAAGUUCUUAAAUUAAUCUUAUUGGUCUAUGUUUAAUUUA
This is a messenger RNA of Nicotiana tabacum (common tobacco), 1154 nucleotides long. RefSeq lists its product as uncharacterized. The record is from RefSeq and is a predicted model, not a curated record. Lineage: Eukaryota; Viridiplantae; Streptophyta; Magnoliopsida; Solanales; Solanaceae.